UGGGCGCGACCUCAGGGGCCCCGGCGUCCCCUCCAUGACCCCCGCGGCCCAGGCCGCUCUUUGCAUCUUGUCUCGCCCGCAGCUGGCCCCGACCGGUCCAGGGGCCCGAACGCGACCUUGGACAAGUCUGCCACCCCGGGUCGCCCCUGCUUCGGCCUCCGGUGCAGGGCAUGUCCCGAGGCAGUGAAGCCCGAGCGGGGGGUGGGGGUGGGGAACUGAGGCAAGAACCGUACUUUAACUCCGCCCCUGCCCCUGGAGGCCGCCCUCGCAGCGGUGGCUACAAACUUUAGCGUCUCAUAAGUUACGGAGGAGCGCUUGGAGCACUUGGUCCCUGCGGCGCUGGAUGCCAUGAGUUGCUAAAAGUGAGCCUGUCUUUUCAGCUCUCUUGGGGCAUAGUGUCGGGGGCACAGAGCCAUGUCUGACCUGCUCCUCCUGGGCCUGAUUGGGGGCCUGACUCUGCUGCUGCUGCUGACACUGCUGGCCUUUGCCGGGUACUCAGGGCUGCUGGCCAGGGUGGCGGUGAGUGCCGGCUCACCUCCCAUCCGCAAUGUCACUGUGGCCUACAAGUUCCACAUGGGGCCCUACAGCGAGACUGGGCGGCUUUUCACCGAGAGCUGCAGUGUCUCUCCCAAGCUCCGCUCCAUCGCCGUCUACUACGACAACCCCCACAUGGUACCCCCUGAGAAGUGCCGCUGUGCAGUGGGCAGCAUUCUGAGUGAGGGUGAGGAGUCUUCCUCCCCUGAGCUCAUCCAGCUCUACCAGAAGUUUGGCUUCAAUGUGUUCUCCUUCCCAGCACCUAGCCAUGUGGUGACAGCCACCUUCCCCUACACCUCCAGCCUGUCCAUCUGGCUGGCUACCCGCCGUGUCCAUCCUGCCCUGGAUGCCUACAUCAAGGAGCGGAAGCUGUGUGCCCACCCUCGGCUGGAGAUCUACCAGCAAGACCAGAUCUAUUUCAUGUGCCCACUGGCACGGCAGGGAGACUUCUAUGUGCCUGAGGUGAAGGAGACAGAGCGGAAAAGCCGGGGGCCUGCGGAGGCCAGUGACACCCAGAUGGAUGGCACAGGAGCUGAUACGACGAGUGACACAAGUUCUGUGAGCCUGGAAGUGGGUCCUGGUAGCCGGGAGACUUCAGCUGCCACACUGUCCCCUGGGGUGAGCAGCCGUGGCUGGGACGACGGUGACACCCGCAGUGAGCACAGCUAUAGCGAGUCAGGCGCCAGUGGCUCAUCCUUUGAGGAGCUGGACCUGGAAGGCGAGGGACCCCUGGGAGAGCCAAGGCUGAGCCCUGAGGCUGAGCCCCUGGGGACUUCCAAGUGGCCACGGGAACCUAGUACUCCUGAGAAGGGUGAGGAGUAACCCUAGGCCUGCAUCCUCCUGGGGUGCAUUUGCUAAGGAACUGAGCAGACUCUCCAGCCCUCUUCCUCUUUCACCUCUCAGGCCCAGGCUGGGGCCAGGGGUCCCAGGGGGGACAUGAUUUCCACUGCCCCAGGCUCUCGCUAAGCCUUCUUACCGCCCUCUCGGCUCCCAGGGCUAAAGGAGCCAAGGACUGUGUUCUGCACCCAGACCCCGGGGCUCCUGCCCCUCUGACGUGUUUUUUCAGAUUCACUUUAGAGCUUCCAGGACUCAGAAUAAAGCAGAUGGUUUUCUCGUU
This is a messenger RNA of Neogale vison (American mink), 1651 nucleotides long. RefSeq names its product testis expressed 264, ER-phagy receptor (gene TEX264). Gene Ontology annotation, biological process: protein-DNA covalent cross-linking repair; reticulophagy. The coding region runs from base 415 to 1356 and encodes 313 amino acids. The record is from RefSeq and is a predicted model, not a curated record. The transcript has 6 exons. NCBI's taxonomy places the organism in Eukaryota, Metazoa, Chordata, Mammalia, Carnivora, Mustelidae. Gene Ontology annotation, cellular component: autophagosome membrane; nucleus; endoplasmic reticulum membrane.